This is a messenger RNA of Drosophila teissieri, 1413 nucleotides long. RefSeq lists its product as uncharacterized. NCBI's taxonomy places the organism in Eukaryota, Metazoa, Arthropoda, Insecta, Diptera, Drosophilidae. The record is from RefSeq and is a predicted model, not a curated record. The transcript has 4 exons. Bases 25 to 906 code for a protein of 293 amino acids.
AGUCUUAUUUCGUAUAUCACAAUCAUGCGUAGUAACAUUAUCUCUACAGUAGUAUUUAUGUGCCUAUUACCUAGUUCCAUACUUUCCCAAAAUUUGACAACGAUAAAAUGUCUUGACGAAUUUACUAAAACAACUUCAGGCACGGCAUAUUGGAAGUUUAAAGGCAUUCCUUAUGCAAUAUCUGAAGACCUACUGUGCCUAAAAUCAAACGAUCAAAUUUUAUUGCGCGUGUGCGAUACAAAUUAUGGACAUUGGAUGCCGGAUGUGAUAGAGUGCAAAAUGAGUAUGAACAAAAACCUGCACUGCCCUGAUGACCUUUUUGAAAUUCGAGACGUUGGUAACGUUCCACUUUGCUUAAAAAUUUCCACUGAAGCUCAAGCGUUCAAUGAACAAUUUUGCUACGGCUCAAAUAUAAUUAUUCCUAUCGAUUUAACAAACAUAGAAAUUUCUACAGUAUCCAAGUUUUUGAUAAAAAAUAAUAUUUAUGAUUAUUGGCUGCCAAUACGUCGAAAAAACGAAGUAAUGCCUUAUGAAGUACGUUUGCCAGGAAAAUCUUGGAGAAAAGAAAUAAAUGAGAGUUUAAUACACUUAAAAAAUAAACCCAAUGAGCACUGCCUAAAGCAUACUAUAAGUAAUAAAACAGCAACUUACUUUAAAAACCAAAUAGUAUCUGAAGACUGCAAUGCUUUUUUAAAUGCAGUGUGCAUUUUUAAGUCGGAACUGAUAUCUAAUGCUGGAUGUCCGAGCGGCUUUGGAGCUUUAGUCUAUCACCCGUCAGUAUGUUAUGGUAUUGACUGGAAAAAUACCACUUAUGAACACGUUGAUCUAAAAGAGUACUUAAAAAAACGAAAUUGGCUUAAACGGAUUUUAGCAAAAAAAAUAUGUUAUAAUAAUGAGUCUAUCUGAAAAUUUCCAAAUUGUUAGCAAAGGCUUGAAAUGGAUUCCCACUUUAAGCAAAAAAAUUGCGAAGACAAGUAGUGCUAUUGAAAUGGUAUUGGAAAUAGAUGACAUCUCUAAAGCGCUAAGACUGGUGAUUUAUAAUCGAAAAAUAUGGAACUGUAAAAAAAGCCAGCUUGGACCUUGUUUGGGAGAAUCAAGAACAAUCUUAUUCAAUUCUUAAUGUCAAUUUAGUUUCAAGCUAUCGCACCGAAUAUUGGUGUGAAGGUCACAGCAUUUUUGAGUUUCAGCUGGUUUCCACCCGGUUGUUGGUAGAUUUUAAUAGAAACACAGCGCAUGGUUUUGUUAUACGUUGGAACGUCUCAUGUAUAAAUUCAAAGUUUGCAUAUAAUUUGUGUGAUGAAGUAACCGGUAAAAAUUUAAGAAACCUUUCAGAAAGUAUAUACGGAAACAGCGAUCUAGGUCAUCUUGUCAUACACGAUGUUCGAAUAAUGAAUAUGGAAUUGCUCAAAAAUA